CUAGCAUUUAACGUUAGCUCCUCCCUUUUCAGGAAGAGAUUGUAGUUUUGACAGUCAGCUAACUUUCUAGUAUUCUUAGCCUGUAAGUGUUAUUUCCCGUCUUCGUUACUUGAUAGUCUCUGUGUAAACACUGCAGAAGAAAAUGUCCUUCAUCAUCAACCUCAUCUCUGGUAGCCUUCGCUUCGUGUUUGAUUUGCUCCAGAGGCUCUUUGGCAAGAAAAGACCUGCCAUUACCCUUGAAGACCCCAAUGUGAAGUAUCCAUUGCGCCUUGUGGACAAAGAAAUUAUCAGCCAUGACACAAGAAAGUUUCGCUUUGCUUUAAAAUCACCCGAUCAUGUUCUUGGACUUCCUAUUGGGCAACACAUCUACCUGUCUGCCAAGAUUGAUGGCAAUAUUGUGGUGAGGCCUUACACUCCUGUGUCUAGUGAUGAUGACAAGGGCUUCGUUGAUCUCGUUGUGAAGAUAUACUACAAAAAUGUCCAUCCAAAAUUUCCAGAGGGUGGGAAGAUGUCUCAAUAUUUGGAGAGCCUUCGUAUUGGUGACACAAUUGAUUUCAGAGGACCAAGUGGGCUGCUGGUUUACAAGGGCAAAGGAUUAUUUGCCAUCAAGCCUGAUAAGAAAUCAGACCCUGUGAUGAAAACCGCAAAACAUGUUGGCAUGAUCGCUGGCGGUACAGGCAUUACACCUAUGCUCCAGAUAAUCAAAGCAGUCAUGAAAGAUCCAAAGGAUGAGACCGUGUGUUACUUACUUUUUGCAAACCAAACAGAAAAAGACAUUCUCCUACAGGAUGAGUUAGAAGAGGUCAUGGUCAAUCACCCCACACGUUUUAAGCUGUGGUACACUGUCGACAGGGCUCCAGACGGUUGGAAGUACAGCCAAGGCUUCAUCAGUGAGGACAUGGUGAGGAACCAGCUUCCUCCACCCGGAGAUGACACACUCAUUCUCAUGUGCGGACCUCCUCCCAUGAUUCAGUUCGCCUGCAACCCCAGCCUGGACAAAGUGGGCCAUUCCAUUGACAGGCGCUUCAUCUUCUAGAAGGGUCUCACCUGUGAAACCUGAAAGCAAGAGGUUUUGCAUUAAACAAGUGCAGCUUCACUCAACAUUAUAGCCAUGCUACCACCUGCCAAAUAUCUAUAUGGCUUUUAUCUGGCAGUUUAUAUCAAAAUGUACCGACUGUUUUCUUCAGAAACCUCCGUAUGCAUAAAGAUGUGCCUGCCAUUAAGUCAUGGAAAAGUUGUUUGUUUUAAGCCUUGAUGAAAGCAACAUUUUAUUUUAUUUUAUUUUAGCAUUAUAUCAUCAGAUGCAGGAUGAUAUUGGAAUGAAAUUAUUUAACAUGAUUUUACACUUGCAUUUUUGGUUAAUUAUGCAACUUCAACCGAUAUUUUUAACUAUUCCACCAAAAUUAUAUUUUUGGAUGCGACCUGUUUGCAGUUCAUAUGCAUGACCAAAAUAUAUUUGCAAUAUUUUUGCAAUGACCAAUAGAAGUGUAUAUUCUUUAUUGUUUUGUAAUGAAUAUUUCAGGCUGUUUAAUAUGUUAAAAUGCUCUCUGUACUAAUCUUCACACAAAAAGUCAACCAAAACCAAUGUUUAUUUAAUGUUUGUUCAUCAACAACUAAUAAAAUGAAACAGUUCUGCUAA
This is a messenger RNA of Megalobrama amblycephala (Wuchang bream), 1639 nucleotides long. RefSeq names its product NADH-cytochrome b5 reductase 3. Gene Ontology annotation, cellular component: mitochondrion. The record is from RefSeq and is a predicted model, not a curated record. NCBI's taxonomy places the organism in Eukaryota, Metazoa, Chordata, Actinopteri, Cypriniformes, Xenocyprididae. The coding region runs from base 143 to 1036 and encodes 297 amino acids. Gene Ontology annotation, molecular function: FAD binding; oxidoreductase activity. The transcript has 9 exons.